UAUAUCAAGACAGGACACUCUGUCUCGCGCUGGUUAUCUCUGCCUUCUGCUACUACUGUUAUCUGUUAUUUCAAAGAAGAGUAAGAAGAGAACAUGACAGACUCCCUCUUUGUCGACAUCACCACUCCCAAUGGCCGGCAGUACCAGCAGCCGACCGGCCUGUUCAUUAACAAUGAGUUCCGUCCUUCGUCCAGUGGCCAGACUAUCGUGUCUUUAGAUCCGGCUACCGACAAGCCCAUCGCCACUGUCCACGCCGCAACAGCAGAAGAUGUCGACGCCGCCGUCCAGGCCGCCAAAGCCGCCCUGUCGCACCCUUCAUGGAAGCUCCUCCCCGCCACCGAGCGCGGACAGCUGAUGGGUCGUCUGGCCGAUUUGAUGGAAGAAAACCGGGCACUAUUUGCUGCCAUCGAUGCUUGGGAUAACGGAAAGCCCUACCACGUCGCCCUGACCGAGGACCUCACCGAAGCCAUCACCACCAUCCGCUACUACAGCGGCUGGGCGGAUAAGACCUUCGGACAGACGAUCAGCACCUCCCCUCAAAAGUUCGCAUACACCAUCCGCCAGCCCAUCGGCGUCGUCGGACAGAUCAUCCCAUGGAACUACCCGCUCUCGAUGGCGACGUGGAAGCUUGGUCCCGCGCUCGCCUGCGGAAACACCGUCGUUAUCAAGGCCGCUGAACAAACUCCCCUCAGCAUCCUUGUCCUCGCAACACUCAUCAAGAAAGCCGGAUUCCCACCCGGAGUGGUCAAUGUCAUCAACGGCUACGGAAAAGAAGCCGGCGCUGCGCUGGUUCAGCACCCGCUCGUCGAUAAGAUUGCCUUCACAGGCUCCACUGCCACCGCUCGAGAAAUCAUGAAGAUGGCUGCCGGCACAUUGAAAAAUAUCACCCUUGAGACGGGCGGAAAGUCGCCCUUGAUCGUGUUCCCGGAUGCGGAUCUUGACCAGGCGGUCAAGUGGUCGCAUUUCGGAAUCAUGUCCAACAAGGGCGAGAUCUGCACUGCUACGUCGAGGAUCUUCGUUCAUCGUAGUAUUCUCGCCUCCUUCUUGGAGAAGUUCAAGAAGGAGAUCGAGACGACUUCCAAGAUCGGCGACCAGUGGGACGAAAAUACCUACCAGGGUCCGCAAGUCACCCGGGCACAGUACGAGCGCGUUCUAUCAUACAUCGAGACAGCCAAAAAGGAGGGCGCUACGCUAGUUACCGGCGGCAAGGCGUAUACUCCCAAGGAUGAAAAGAACGCGAAGGGCUACUUUGUCGAGCCGACAGUGUUCACUGACGUGACGGAUGGCAUGCGCAUCUGCCAGGAAGAAGUAUUCGGACCCGUGGUGGUCAUCCUGCCAUUCGACUCGGAGGAGGAAUCGGUGCGUCGCGCCAACGAUACCACGUAUGGUCUGGGCGCGGCGGUCUUCACGACCGAUCUGGAGAGGGCGCAUCGCGUCGCGGCGGAUAUCGAGGCCGGUAUGGUCUGGAUCAAUAGUAGCCAGGACUGUGAUCCGCGGGUCCCGUUUGGGGGCGUCAAGCAGAGUGGUAUUGGGCGCGAGCUGGGAGAGGCGGGACUGGAGGCGUAUUCGCAGGUUAAGGCGGUGCAUGUUAAUAUGGGGAGUAGAUUGUAAGCUACUAUAGAUAUGGGAGCAUGCUUUGACGAAUAGAUUAUG
Aspergillus welwitschiae is the source of this 1653-nucleotide messenger RNA. RefSeq names its product aldehyde dehydrogenase ALDH. Gene Ontology annotation, molecular function: oxidoreductase activity, acting on the aldehyde or oxo group of donors, NAD or NADP as acceptor. The coding region runs from base 94 to 1611 and encodes 505 amino acids. The transcript has 3 exons. The record is from RefSeq and is a predicted model, not a curated record. NCBI's taxonomy places the organism in Eukaryota, Fungi, Ascomycota, Eurotiomycetes, Eurotiales, Aspergillaceae.